Cylindrotheca closterium is the source of this 450-nucleotide messenger RNA. The record is from the annotation of a GenBank genome assembly. NCBI's taxonomy places the organism in Eukaryota, Bacillariophyta, Bacillariophyceae, Bacillariales, Bacillariaceae.
AUGUCUUCUACGAUCUUUAGAGAAGAAUAUGAUAACCAUCCAGCAUUUGCUGCCAAUUCUUCCAAAGUUGCGGAGAAGUUUGCAAAAGAAGAAUGGAAGGCUUAUCAUCUUCACUAUUUACGGUUUGUGUUCCAAUUCAUCCCAGGUCUGGUUAUUAAUCCUAUCCAGUGGGUUUUUGACAAAGGUAAAGGUCGGAUUUGCAUUGACUGUUCCAAUGGUCCUGACAACUUAGGAUCAAUCAACACCUAUAUCCCCAAACCAAAGCAAGAUAAGUCCGGUGAGCAGUGCCCUCCAAUCCACUACCAGUUUGCGUUCAAGAGGUUUCUAUGUCAAGUUCUCUGUAUGUGCAUCACAAAACCAACAAGUCCUAUUUUGGUUCAUGCUGACGAUAUUGAAGCCGCCUUUCGACAUGUGCUUUAUCAUCCAGAUGUGGCUGUGGCAUUUGCAUAA